CCCCGCGAAUGGAUCAUUCACUUUGUGAGUUAGCAUGUUGUACAUUGGCGGUGCACAUAAAGAGAUGAGCCAUCACUCCAUGGGCAGGCUAGAAUACCAGUCAUUUCACCCAGAGACGAACGCCCACUGGUACUGUGGUUGCUCACUCAUCAUAGAAGGGGCUUCUAAGUUCAUCCAAAAAGAGAUACAAGAUGGGCCAUUGGAUGUGGAGUGUCACUUCAAUCGAUUCUCAGCCAGAUUGUAUGAUAAAAUGGUGAUUUUAGGGACGCACCACGAGAAACAGUUAUUUGUGAAGGAUCAACGGAUAUUUUUUGCUUCUGAUAAUAGAAUAGGUUUGGGGAACAGAUCUCUCUAUAUCAUUCGGAUUGCUCAACUUCCCUGGAACAACUGGACGCAAGACCUUUGCUUGGUUGCCAGAGUUAUCCACACCGCAGAGAACACUUUUAUGCGUGUUGGACUGACAUGGUCGUCGUAUUGGCCACACAAGCUGCAGGAUAGUCUUGUAUGGCCAGAGAAAACGGAAACCACUAUAAUCUAAGCUCGUGGACUAUCACUCUGUCAAGUCCAUCCGACACCUUGAAGAGGCAAACGCCUCAAGGUUUAUAUCUUCUUCGCCAUCCCAGCUUUCGAGCUCAGCUGAGGGCAACAAUUGAGAUAGCAUAGGGAAUCACCAACCGGAAACACUUCCAUCAAGUAUUCACCAUUCUUGACCAGCUCACACCAUCUUCUGCCAUACCCCCUGUCGCUUC
Messenger RNA from Hyaloscypha bicolor E, 749 nucleotides. RefSeq lists its product as uncharacterized. The transcript has a single exon. Lineage: Eukaryota; Fungi; Ascomycota; Leotiomycetes; Helotiales; Hyaloscyphaceae. The coding region runs from base 35 to 538 and encodes 167 amino acids. The record is from RefSeq and is a predicted model, not a curated record.